Molecule: messenger RNA, 1376 nt
Organism: Aspergillus ibericus CBS 121593
Lineage: Eukaryota; Fungi; Ascomycota; Eurotiomycetes; Eurotiales; Aspergillaceae
Gene: cdc123
Product: cell proliferation protein CDC123
Exons: 2
Coding region: 28-1266 (412 amino acids)
Cellular component (GO): cytoplasm
Source: RefSeq, a predicted model, not a curated record
CACAAUCGAUCUGCGCACAUAACCACCAUGCCUCUUAUUGAUCCAGAGGCUCCGGCUCCGGCGGCUGAAACUCCCGUCGAGGAGCUUACAAGGCUGCCUUUUCCUCCAGUCACCUACUCCCACAUCUUAAACUGCUCUUACCAUCAAUGGCAACCUCGAUACCGCACCCUCGUCCCUAAAUCCCGCGCCAUCCGCCUCAGCGACUCCUUCGUUUCCUACCUCCGAGCCGACGGUAUCGUCUUGCCGCCAGAAGCUGCCCCGCCGAAGGACGCCGACGACGACGACGACGACACAUUCUCCGAUGACGGUGCCGCCGAAGAACCCGACCCGUCCCUCGAGUGGCCGGAAAUCCACGCCCAGGUCAAGUCUACAAUCACCGAAUAUGGCGGCAAAGUGACGCCCAAGCUAAACUGGAGUGCGCCCAAAGAUGCAACCUGGAUGUCCGCCACCAACGACACGCAAUGUCGCACAGCCAACGACAUCUAUCUCCUCUUGAAAAGCAGCGACUUUAUCACCCACGACCUGGAACAUCCUUUCGAUGACUGUGUUCCGGAUUCCACCGACACCUCUUCCUCCACCCCACCUGAAAUCCCCUACUACCUCGUUCUCCGCAAAUACGUCAACUUCAACCCGUCGCUCGAAUUCCGGUGUUUCGUGCGCAACAAGGUCCUUUUGUGUAUUUGUCAGCGUGAUCAGAACCAUUUCGAUUUCCUCUUCCCUAUGCGGGAUUCCCUCCGGUCUCGGAUCCAGUCCUUCUUCGAUGAUAAACUGAGGGAUACGUUCCCCGAUCCAAACUUCGUGUUUGAUGUCUACAUCCCGCCUCCGCAUGAACGGGUGUGGCUCAUUGAUAUCAACCCGUGGGCUGAGAGGACCGAUUCGCUUCUGUUCAGUUGGCUGGAGAUCUUGCGGAUGAAGGAUCCCGUAGGUAUCCAGGAGGAAGAGGUGCAGUUCGUGCGACUUUCACUCAAUGGACAUGCGGAUGCAGAAGCAGCCGAGGAAUCCGAAUCUGAGUCCGAGUCCGAGUCCGAAUCUGAACCUACCAACGAGGACGAUGCUCCUUUGUUCCCCGAGUUCCGUCUCAUCAAGCGUGAUGACCCCGAAGCAUAUGCGUUCACGACCCCGCAGUACUCCGCCCAUAAGCUACCGAAGGAAGUUGUCGACGCUUCCCUCACCGGACCUGGUGGCAUGAGUGAGUUCCUGGGACAGUGGCAGGAUAUUUUGGCCAAGCAGGCGCAAGAAUCUGAGUCGGAGACCGAAGGUCAAUAAUAGUUACUGCUCACAUGAUCAAUUGUAUUGCUACGAAUAUUCAGUGUUCAGCAUAGACGGCGUUACGGAUUAGCGGGGAGGAUAAAUAAAAGUUGGUGCUUCAAUUCCUU